CGCCUCUUCAACUCCAACUAUUUCACCAAAACCAGAAAUCGAAGGGGCGUUACCAUUCUAAAAUGCACCGCGUGCGUAACUAGUGCUCGCCUUCGAUCUUUUCGUUGGAAUUACGCUGAGAAAAAAAGAAUCAAAUGGCAAAUUGGAUCUCCUCGAAGCUCAAAGCCGCUGAAACAAUCCUUCAACAGAUCGAUCAGCAAGCGGCGGAGUCGCUUGGGAAGACUGAGAGGUCUGGAUCGGAUGAGUUGAAGUUAGAUACUUCAACGAAAUCGAGUGGUGUUGUUUCUUUAAAGGAUCAGCUAAAGAAGAAAACGCAGAACAACAAUGAUUACCAAGGGAAAUUAGAUAGUGAUUCUAAUGUUAACUCUGUUCAUAGUAAUAAUAGUUAUGUGAAUACUCAAAGUCGGGAGAAAGAGAUUGCUAGUUCUCCAAAUUCUUCACCUACACCGAAACCUAAGGCUACUCUUACGGAUAGUGAUUGGACUGAACUCCUUGGUACAUCUAAUCAGGGAACAAGCCCCUCAGGGAAGCGGAACAAUGUGGUGUCUGUGAUUCGUGGGUUGAGGAAAGAUGGUAAGAGGCCAGGGAGUUCAGUGCUGGAGGCAAAGAGGAAUCAGAAGAGUAGUAGUAAUGCGGUUAAGUAUGUUAGGAGGUCCGACAUUGCAUUGGGAACUAAGUUAAUUGGGAAGCCAAGUGAUGGUGAAGAGUCUAGCUCUUCCGGGAGGCCUUCAAGUGUUGAUAUGCAGAAUGAUGGUAAGAACUCAGAAGGGCUAGCAUUGGAUAAAGUCUCAGUCACAAACCUUUCAGGAGAAAGAAAAGAUGAGAUGGUUGAAGAAAAUGGUGGAUCAAAUUCUAAAGACCUAUUAUUGGAUGGUCUUUCAUUGUCUCUAAGCAAGAAUCACUCUUUGGAAAAGCUGGCAGGAAUGGGAAAAGUUGCUGGAGCAUCUGAUGGGAAGACAGAGGUGGCUGAUGCAUGUAAUAAGCUAAGAAGUUCUGUAAAAGAGAAAACCAAGUCCAAUGUUGCAGUCACUAUGGCAGUUGCUAAUGAUUUAAAAAGAAGCUCUUCUUUUACAAGUAAUGGAAGCUCUGAUUCCAAUACAGAUUCUGGUUCAACAUCUGACUCUGAAAGCGAGCGUGAGAGGGAGGAAAGGAGGAGGAGGAGGGAGAGGCUUCUAGCUGAGAGAGCAGCAGCUAAAGCUGGGGAGGCCAUCAAAGAACGCGAGAAUAUUGUUGCCAGAUUGGAGGGGGAGAAGCAGAGUUUAGAGAAAAUACUUGAGGAACGAGCCAAACAACAGGCACAGGAGGCUUCGGAGCUGCAGACAACUAUGAUGGAAAUGAUGGAAGCUGUUGAAUUAGAAAAACAGAAACAUAAUAAUACUCGAAUGGAAGCCCUCCAACUAUUGGCUAAACUAGAGGUGCUGGAACAUGUUUCAGAUGACUAUUUCACAAUUUUAGGCUAAAUUCCACUUUUGUUGCCCGUCUUAAUGACCUUUAUUACUUGUGUGCCUGUGUUUAAAAGGUUCACAGCGCACCUAUUGUUCACAUUGUUUCCUUCUGUGCAUGACACCUGUUAAUUAAUUUGAAAUGCUAGU
Rubroshorea leprosula is the source of this 1592-nucleotide messenger RNA. The record is from the annotation of a GenBank genome assembly. NCBI's taxonomy places the organism in Eukaryota, Viridiplantae, Streptophyta, Magnoliopsida, Malvales, Dipterocarpaceae.